Messenger RNA from Lindgomyces ingoldianus, 474 nucleotides. RefSeq lists its product as uncharacterized. The transcript has a single exon. The record is from RefSeq and is a predicted model, not a curated record. NCBI's taxonomy places the organism in Eukaryota, Fungi, Ascomycota, Dothideomycetes, Pleosporales, Lindgomycetaceae. Bases 1 to 474 code for a protein of 157 amino acids.
AUGGGCGACUGCUCUGAUUUCCCUGAAGGGGCGGCCCCUCUUCCUGACGAGGACACCUGGGAGAAGUUUGAUGCCAUGGAUGAGUACAGCUCAUUUGCUCACAACGCCGUCACCCCUUCAGGGUACGUCAAGAUCUUCGAGGACUUUAACUCCACAGUAGUUUCGAUGAACUACAUCGGUGUCUGGACUCUCUAUGCCUACGAGCCGCAACUCUGCGCCGACUCUUGCACCGAACAACCGGGAUGCAAAGCUUUCAACAUCUACGUCUCCCGUGAUCCGUCUAAGGACCCUGGACCUAACUGCCCCAAUCCCCCAUCUGUUUCUAACUUCAGAUGCGCUCUUUACAGCUCUGAGAUCAGCGUGGCAGAUGCCACCAACGACGGUCAGGUCCAGCCUCCUGCUGAUGCAAAUGGAGACAUGUUCAUUAUCAAGCACAAGGGUUCGAACGGUAUGAUGCUUUUAAUCUUAUUGUAA